AGAUGCUUUCUGUCGCCACGUGCAGGACUACUUACCUCCCACAGCGCCAGUACUAUCAGAGCCUGAGUGCACGCAUAUAGACGAAUAGGCUCUGACAAAAGCGACAGAGUGUACUGCGCUGAAGGCUCCGGAAAGCUUAGAAGCAGCGGGGGGACCAGCCUUGAAUCCUUGAAGCACGGGGCGUCUCGAUCCCACGUGGGAAUUGCUCAGAGCGUCGCGUCCUCGCUGGAACGUGUACAUUAUCGAGUUGUGCCACAAACGAGGCACAGUGCCGUUUAUACGCGCCAUAGGUAUUUCAUGAUCGCGCGCUAUCGAGCUUUGCGUAGCUGCUUAACGCUCGAUCGAUACGACUGCUCAGUCAAUAUUUUGCGAUCGAUAUAUUUUUCGCAGCCAUGGCUCCCGCACGAGCACCUGGGGCUCUCUCCCGCGCACCAAUUCGGCUCCUCGUCCUCGUGUCGCUCAUCUUCGCUCUCGGAACGCACCCUAUCGGAGCUGACAUUGUUACGGCCGCACAGCUCGCUACUGUCACGCAGCCUGUAAUUGUCACACAACCCGUCACGGUCACAAGUCCCGUUACGGUCACACAACCCGUUGCGGUCGCACAACCCGUUGCGGUCGCACAACCCGUUGCGGUCGCACAACCCGUUAUUGUCACGCAACCCAGCAGCAAGCAUCGCCUGUUCUUGCGCAUAGGCCCUGGUGAUAACACUGAAGGCGACUACAGCGAAGGCGAUUCGGCUUCCGCUGAAACCGUAGGGGGGGAUGGCAGCGAGGAUUUGGCGAGAGAUCCUGCUUCCGCUGAAGCCGCUUUCUCGGAAGCAGUUAAUCCCGAAGCAUUUGAUUCUGGCGACAGCGCUCAAGUGUGGCGCGUCAGCAGCGAUGGCAGUGUCGAGAGCAUCGGCAGCAACCUGGGAAACGGAGACGGUGACGGAGACGUAGACGGAGGCGACAUGGACGAUUUCCCGCAUUACACCGUCUUCGGCUUCUUCGCCGUCUGCGCCACGCUCGUGCUGCUCCUCCCGCUGGCGCUCCGCCACGUCAUCGCCAGCUCAGCGCAUCUCGCGGCGUCCGCCGCGCGGGAGUUCUCCGAGCCGUGGACGGCCGUGCUCAACCACCUGCUGGUCGUGUACACCGCCUCGCAAGUCGCCCUUUUCGCCCUUCUCUUCCUCCCGCCCGCGCUCGUCUUCGACAUCCUCGCGUUCCUGCGCAACGCCUGCCGCCCGCGGCGCGCCGGCCACCUGAGCUACUUCAUCCCGCCGUUCCUGCGCGCCUUCGUCCGCCCGUGGCUCGUGCUGCUGUGCGGCGGGUCCACCAGAGGCGCGGGGGGAGGGGAGGGAGGGGAAGGGGGAGAUGGGGAGAGCGGGGAGGGGGAGGAGGAGGGGAUGGUGUUUCUCGGGCCGAUGACGGCUGAGGAGCUGGCGGCGCUGCCGCAGGUGGUGUACGGUGGGGAGGGGUGCGACGGGGAAGGUUUAGCAGGUGAUGAUACCGAUGGUGAUUGUAAAGAGGGGCUGAUAACGAAAAGCCUUCCGGUUAGGCCUGUAGGCUUGUCGGGCCCAAGUGUAGAUAGAAGGCAUUCACUGGUGGCAGCAGCAGAGAGAGGGGCGGUGGAGGGAGGAGCAGCAGUUGAGAACCUGGUCUGUGAGGGCGAAGCUAGUGGGGCUAGUCUAGAGGCACAGACAGUAGCGACAGCAGCAGCACCAGCACCAGCACCAGCAGUGUCAGCAGGAAGCGAGGAGAGAGAGCAGCGGGAAAGAGCAGCGGGUGCAGCAGGGGUUGUGGCUGCAGAGGCUGAGGCAAGGGCCGAGUGUGCAGUAGGCGCUGCCGGGAGGUGCGAGGUGGAGGAGGAGGAGCCGUCUCAGCCGCUGCUAGACGCAGGCAGCAGAGAGAGAGGGGACUGGACGGUGCAGGUGGAUGGGGAGGGGAGUGGGGGUGGGGAUGGGGAUAGGGUGGGUCGAGUGGAGAGCAGCGAGGAGGAUCCGUGCACCAUCUGCUUCGAUGGCUUCAAGAAGGGCGACCAGCUCAGAGUGCUGCCGUGCCAACACAGUUUCCACACGGCAUGCAUCGACGAGUGGCUCAUGAAGAAGCCCCUGUGCCCGCUGUGCAAGCGCUGUGCGCGCCCCCCACCGCCCCCCACCCUGAGGACACACCGCAUGUUCCUGUGGGUGCUCUCCCACACUGCCUCCUGGGACUUCUCCCAAGCGGGCGGGCUCAUGGGCAUGCUGUGGAUGGCCACGCUUCUGCUCUAUGUCAUGCACAUGGGCUCGGAUUAGCAUGGGCUUGUAAAAAGACCACUCUCGGGUUGGCAACCAUAUGUUGCCAUAAUAUGCGACGGUGUAUAUUCAACGUUGCCAUGAUAUCUAUAGCAUGGUGCCAUAACGCUCAUUUGUAUAGCUGAUGUGUGGCAAGCCUUAGGCUCUUACGGCGAUAAUAUAUGGUCGCAUGGCCC
Molecule: messenger RNA, 2446 nt
Organism: Closterium sp. NIES-67
Lineage: Eukaryota; Viridiplantae; Streptophyta; Zygnematophyceae; Desmidiales; Closteriaceae
Source: the annotation of a GenBank genome assembly